AUAAAACCGAGAGCAACUGGCCAAUGUGCAUCAGUUGUGGUCAGCAGCAAAAACAAGUGAAUCAUCUCGGUGCAGUAAAAGGCCCAAAUAGCCCAUCUCUCUAUCUUUUGCGAAGUGAACAAGUGAACAAAAAUCCAACAAAACCAAGAUGCCUUGCCCAUGCGGAAGUGGUUGCAAAUGCGCCUCCCAGACGACCAAGGGAUCCUGCAACUGCGGAUCUGACUGCAAGUGCGGCGGCGAGAAGAAAUCCGCCUGCAGCUGCUCCAAGUGAGAUUCUCGGAGGAGAAGAUCUGGAGAAGACGGCGACCCCUUAUCUCCGAACUGAUUUCUUUAUAUUUUUACCUGCAAACACUAUGUUUUCUCAUUUUCCCUCCACACAAUGUCCAAUUAAAGUAAUUGAACUCUA
Molecule: messenger RNA, 406 nt
Organism: Drosophila gunungcola (fruit fly)
Lineage: Eukaryota; Metazoa; Arthropoda; Insecta; Diptera; Drosophilidae
Product: metallothionein-1
Exons: 2
Coding region: 149-271 (40 amino acids)
Molecular function (GO): metal ion binding
Source: RefSeq, a predicted model, not a curated record